Messenger RNA from Oncorhynchus nerka (sockeye salmon), 1684 nucleotides. RefSeq lists its product as uncharacterized. The transcript has 6 exons. Gene Ontology annotation, molecular function: epidermal growth factor receptor binding; growth factor activity. Lineage: Eukaryota; Metazoa; Chordata; Actinopteri; Salmoniformes; Salmonidae. The record is from RefSeq and is a predicted model, not a curated record. Gene Ontology annotation, biological process: positive regulation of cell population proliferation; epidermal growth factor receptor signaling pathway. Bases 255 to 1100 code for a protein of 281 amino acids.
CACACACACACACACACACACACACACACACACACACACACACACACACACACACUCUCUCUCUCUUUCUCUAUCUCUCUCUCUCUACUGAGGCUUUGUCUAUAAAAGCAGCCAGCCCCUAAGGAGGAGAGGAAGGAGAGACAGAAGACUAGUCUGUCAGCGCAGAACACACACACACACACACCCACACACACACACUGUCUGUCGGGAACAAACACGUACCAAACCAUCCGCUCACACAACACUCCUAGGACAUGAACACUCUCAUCCUCUCCUCUCUGCUGUGUUUGGUUUUCAGCGCUCUAGGUGUCCUGGGAUCCGCAGUGACGUUCUCUGCGGGGCUGAGCCAUGUGACGGGGGCAUUGGCCUCAGGGGAAGGGGAGGAGCUACAGAGCUCUCUGGGCGAUGAGGAGGAACUGGAUCUUGAAGAAGAUCUGUCGGGAGGAACACCUACAGACGGCUCACCCCAACUGCCGCGUCACAGUAAGGACCAAAAAGAAAAGGGGAGAGGUCCGAAAGUAAAAAGUAAAAAAGGAAAGAAGAAAAAGAAGACAAGAACCUCCACAGCCUUCAACCCUGAACACACGUCAGCAGGACAGACGUUAGCAGGACAGACGUCAGCAGGACAGAUGUCAGCAGGACGGACGUCAGCAGGACAGACGUCAACAGGACAGACGUCAGCAGGACGGACGUCAACAGGACAGACGUCGGAGUUCCCGGCCGCACACACACACCAGACGUCAGGACGUGUCACAGAGGACCCUUGUAGCUUUUCCCACAAGGGCUACUGUAUCCAUGGGCUCUGCAAGUACAUGGCAGACCUGAGAGAGCCAGUGUGUAUGUGUAAUAAAGGAUACGAUGGUGAGCGCUGUGGGAUCCUGCUCCUACCUACGACGAACAAGGAGGACAGCGGCAGAGCCGAGGUGGUUCAGACGGUCCUGGUCGUUAUAGCUGUGGUCCUCUCGUGCGUCAGCUGCCUCGCCAUACUGCUCAUGGCUUGCACACAUUACAGAACUCAUCAGAACUUUCUGGCUACCUAUCUUGGCUCUGGCAGUGAGAAGCAGCUCCAGAAAACCACACCCUGUGACAUCACAGUGUGACCAUCAACAGAGAACUUAAACGUCUGGAACCAUGAGAACCGGGACAACCAGAGGAGAAACCGGUUCUGGCUCCUACCCAGCGGAGUGAUCUACUGAACACACUCUACAACGCCAGACAGUAGCAUUUUCUGUAGGAGAACCAGCAUAGAACCUCCUUGAAGAACCAGCAUAGAACCUCCUUGAAGAACCAGCAUAGAACCGCCUUGAAGAACCAGCAUAGAACCUCCUUGAAGAACCAGCAUAGAACCGCCUUGAAGAACCAGCAUAGAACCGCCUUGAAGAACCAGCAUAGAACCGCCUUGAAGAACCAGCAUAGAACCGCCUUGAAGAACCAGCAUAGAACCGCCUUGAAGAACCAGCAUAGAACCGCCUUGAAGAACCAGCAUAGAACCGCCUUGUUAUUCUAAUUUAUUGGAUUAUUUAUUGGUGACAGAGCGUUGUUUUAUUAGAUAUGAUUGGACUGUGAUGUUGAGCAUCAUGUUCCCACUACGCUAUUGUUUAUUUAUUAACCAGGCUGUUCCUAGGUCAGAUCUACUGUACUGGACAUAGAUGGAAUCUAUCUGUUCACAAAUAAAGUCAAGUCA